This is a messenger RNA of Vollenhovia emeryi, 1427 nucleotides long. RefSeq names its product YEATS domain-containing protein 4 (gene Gas41). The transcript is spliced from 4 exons. Gene Ontology annotation, biological process: regulation of DNA-templated transcription. Lineage: Eukaryota; Metazoa; Arthropoda; Insecta; Hymenoptera; Formicidae. Bases 522 to 1205 code for a protein of 227 amino acids. The record is from RefSeq and is a predicted model, not a curated record.
AGGUUUACGCGCGCGCGCGGCACAAAUGUUGAUGCCAGGCUAUUAACCGGGACAAUGCAAGUAUCUUCGAUAUUUAUCCGAAACUGUAAUGUGAGGAAGUGAAAGGUAAGCGUGUUCUUGUGAAAAGUUACACAGGAUCGAGAGGUGAAAAUGUGUAGAAUAUCUGUGAAAUUUAUAGAAUACUAACGUGUAAAAUUUUACCCUUUGUUGUUAAUAUAUUGGUUUUCUUAUAACAAAAUUUAUUUUACAUUUUCGAGCGUAUCCCGAUGUAGCGAUACAUUGAACUGCGUUUGAAGUACGCGCUGGUGCGCCGCCAUGUUGGCUUCUAGUGUUUCCGGCGUCCGUUACGCGGCGCUGAAGAAUUCGGGAGAAAUGGAGUAUGUAAAUAUUUUCGUUCGAGGCCGAGAUAGACGCGCGAGAGGAUGAUCGAGGGAGAGAACGCCGUUUGAAUAACUCUCUGGGCCUCGCGUCUUCAUCAGAGACGUGCGACAAGCUGGAAUUUCAAGCUUGUCGCGAGCGGAAUGGCAUCCACGAACGAGUUCGGUCCAGAUUCUGGCGGUAGAGUGAAGGGAGUUACCGUGGUGAAGCCUAUAGUCUACGGGAACAUAGCGCGUUACUUCGGCAAGAAGAGGGAGGAGGACGGACACACGCAUCAGUGGACCGUGUACGUCAAGCCGUACCACAACGAGGACAUGUCCACCUACGUGAAGAAGGUGCACUUCAAGCUGCACGAGAGUUACAACAAUCCCAAUCGCAUCGUGACCAAGCCGCCGUACGAGCUGACGGAGACCGGCUGGGGGGAGUUCGAGAUAGUCAUCAAGGUCUACUUUCACGAUCCGAACGAACGUCCCGUGACGGUAUAUCACAUACUGAAACUGUUUCAAUCGUCGACCGAGAUACAGCUGGGUAAGAAGAGUCUGGUGUCGGAGUUUUACGAGGAGAUAGUCUUUCAAGAUCCGACAGCGCUGAUGCAGCACCUCCUGAGCUCCAGCAGACCCAUGACGCUUGGGGUUUGGCGGCACAAUACAGAUUUCGAAGCGCUGAAGGAAUCGACGAUGAAGGACAUUAUGGAAGCACGCAACAAGAUCAGGCUCGAAGUGAUAGAUUUGAAGGAGAAAUUGACCCUGGCGAAAGAGACGAUCGCAAAAUUCAAGGAGGAAAUCGCCAAGAUCUCCAAGGCUGGCGGAAGCUUAUCCGUCGCGUAGUAAUUUAUCAUCUCGAGACGAGUUUCGAGCGAAUUGACCAACGUGCAAAGUCUAUAAGGCUUUUUCCAUGUAUAAAGUGUACAUAAUUAUGACUAAAUUUUAGUUUAAUUAAUUUUAAGAAUUUUUACUGCAUUGCGUACCGUUGCUGAUAAGAAAGUAAAAUUCUAUUCCGCAAUGUGGACGGCGUUCGUCAGUCGUAGUCGCAAUAAAGUUUAUCUCCGA